UUACAUGGGUCUACCCCAAUGGGCCAUUAACGGUAAUAAGACUCAACGACGUCGUAGCUGGGCACGCCACUUGAGCAAGCAAACAGAAACUGAGCCCGAGCCUGAGCCGGAGAAGAUGAUCGUCUGCGUCGCCGUCGUCGGGCAUCAGAACAACCCUCUUUACAUCCAGAGCUUCACUGAUGCCGAUGACGCCCUCAAGCUCCACCACAUCGUCCACUGCUCCCUCGACGUCGUCGACGAGCGAGUGAACAAUCCGAAGAAGUCCGGACCGACACUGAAUGAGACAUUCUUGGGUCUGCUUUAUCCAACCGAAAAUUACAAAGUGUAUGGCUAUUUGACAAACACGAAGGUGAAGUUUAUCUUGGUGACUACUGAUCUCGAUGUUAAAGAUGCAGAUGUCAGAAAUUUUUUCAGGCGAUUCCAUGCUGGGUAUGUGGAUGCAAUUUCAAACCCAUUCCAUGAGCCAGGGAAAAAGAUAACCUCAAAAACCUUUGCUGAAAAGGUGAGCACCAUUGUCAAGUCAUUCGGGUUCAGUUCAACUGGGUGAAUGAUUCCUCUGGACUAUAAACAAAACUUUCCCGAAUUACUUUUUAUCAAGGAACUCAUUCUCUUGCCACACCCUACUUGGUGGAACUGCUUAAGCUCGUCUACUUUGUAUCUCAACAUAAACAGAUUUUGUAUCACUUCAGUUGUAGAUGAAAUCAAUUUUUCUGAUUUUUUUCAUCCAAUCCAAGAGAUCAUGCUUCUCUAAUAGUGUAAAGAUAUGAGCAGGACAUGAUAUGAAUUCUGAUUAUUCAAGGGAGUUGUUUUUCUUUGCUCUG
Rosa rugosa (rugosa rose) is the source of this 821-nucleotide messenger RNA. RefSeq lists its product as uncharacterized. NCBI's taxonomy places the organism in Eukaryota, Viridiplantae, Streptophyta, Magnoliopsida, Rosales, Rosaceae. The transcript has 5 exons. The record is from RefSeq and is a predicted model, not a curated record. Gene Ontology annotation, biological process: endoplasmic reticulum to Golgi vesicle-mediated transport. The coding region runs from base 5 to 547 and encodes 180 amino acids. Gene Ontology annotation, cellular component: cytoplasm; nucleus; TRAPP complex.